Messenger RNA from Quercus lobata, 984 nucleotides. RefSeq lists its product as uncharacterized. Bases 301 to 798 code for a protein of 165 amino acids. NCBI's taxonomy places the organism in Eukaryota, Viridiplantae, Streptophyta, Magnoliopsida, Fagales, Fagaceae. The record is from RefSeq and is a predicted model, not a curated record. The transcript is spliced from 2 exons.
GUAAAUAAAACAGGUAUAUUUUUUCAGAAUCCAUCAGAACUCGGAAACCACAGAUUUUGCUUUGUGCUUUGAAGAUAAGUCAUCAAACAGACCAACCACAGAUGUCUCGAUCAACGGAGAUGUUGUACCUUUCCGAGCUUCUCCCUGACAACGUCAUAUUCGACAUCCUGAUUCGGCUGCCAGUGAAAUCCUUAAUCCGAUUCAGGUGCGUUUCUCAAUCUUGGAACUCCACUAUCACAAACCCCAUUUUCAUUACCAAACACCUCGAUCUAGCAAGUUCAUUAUCCGACAUCAACAACAAUGGAGUCAUUUAGUGGCUCUGAUUCUGGACCCAAUGGAUCAGUUGAUCGGGUAUAUUUCCCAACCCGAUUAUGUUUUAACGGAGCUUUGCAUUUUAUAGCAUUUUCAGUUGACCAUAAGUUCAUCUUGUCCUUCGACAUCAAUGAUGAGAGAUUCCGUGAGAUAUUGCUGCCUCAAAAUUACUUAGAAGGAAUUGUAAAGCAUUUUGAACGCCUUGCAAUGUUCAAGGGAUCGUUGGCUUUGAUUGUUUUUGGUGAAGAUCUAGUUGAGAUGAGUGACAUAUGCCACAUAUGGGUGAUGAAGGAGUAUGGUGUGGUUGAGUCUUGGGCUAGAAAAAGUGUACCGAUGAAACAGGUUGCAGAGUUCUUUAGCUGCACCAUCAAUGGGGAACUUUUGGUCGAAAGGUUUACCCCCUAUCAGAGCUUUUUAUUUGACCCAGAUAGUUUAAAUGAGGAAAUUCUAAAUAUUCCAAUGCCUGAAUGUAUGAUUUACACCUAAUUUUGUGGAGAGUUUAGUUUUACUUGACAGGUGAACAGCUCUUCCAAAUGCGAAAAUUAGCAAGUUAGGGUUUCUAGCAAGGUAGACCACUUUUUGAAAUUCAUAUGGAAAAUUCAUUAAGCUGUCAGAAAUUUAUGUUUAUUUUUAAUGUACUUUUGAAUAAAUGAAUCCAGCAUGUUGUGUUUU